Dicrocoelium dendriticum is the source of this 2226-nucleotide messenger RNA. The record is from the annotation of a GenBank genome assembly. Lineage: Eukaryota; Metazoa; Platyhelminthes; Trematoda; Plagiorchiida; Dicrocoeliidae.
AUGGAUAUACUGAAACGCUCCCGUCUCGACAAACUUGUUGACAAAGCAACUAAUGACCUUCUCCUUGAGCCGGAUAUCGAAAGCACUUUGGCAAUAUGCGAUUUGAUACGUGGCCAGGAAAUAAGCGCCAAAACUGCAGUGGCUUCCGUCAAACGGCGACUUCAGAGUGAAAAUACUAAUGUUACACUUCAUACGCUUUACGUGUUAGAGUCGAUGAUGAAAAAUUGUGGGUCUUCCGUUCACGAGGAAGUUGUUACACCUGAUUUCCUUCAAGUGCUUUCUUCUCUAACAUCGCGUUCACCUGAAGUGUGCACUCGCAUACUUAACUGCAUUCAAAAUUGGGCUUUCGUCUUUAAGGGGAGACCUGGUUUUGAAGCGAUACAUGAUGUCUAUGAAGACCUGAAAAGUGAAGGAUUCAGUUUUCCAGAGCUUUCUGAAAGCGAUGCUAUGUUCAGCGUUAUGUGUGCUCCAAACUGGAAGGAGGAAAAUUCUUGCCACCGUUGCAAAGUGGCUUUCACUACCUUCCGCCGUAGGCACCAUUGCCGGAAUUGUGGGAACAGCUUCUGUGCCGAAUGCUCUUCGGAACGUGCUGUCCUUCCCAAGUUUGGUAUCGAGAAAGAAGUCCGCGUGUGCGAUCACUGUUUUCAACAGCUCAUUCGCGGGCCAUCGCAAGAGAAUUUACCAACCGAGAAACAGCUCCCACCGGUUCGUGAUGUAAAGGCCCCACAGGAGAAGGAGCUUUCGGAUCGCGAACUAGAAACACGUGAGGCCGAAGAGCUGGAGUUGGCAUUGGCUCUUAGUGCAAGCGAGGCAGAGUGCAAGGCGCGCGAGCGUUGUCGCCUCGUUGAGGUUCCGCAAAAACCACAGGAAAAUGGGGAGCGUAACACCGGCGGACCACUACAACUUCUGCCUGUUCUAGACACUAGUGAAAUGGAUCCGGAAUUGGCGCGCUAUCUUAACCGCCAUUACUGGGAGAAUCGGGCUGCCGGUAUCAGUGGGGCCAAGGAGAGUGCCAAACAAGAGCUUCUGCGAAGUUCACCGACACCUCAACCAAGUGCACCACUUUACACUUCCCCUGAGCCUCCGGUUGCUCCGUCUCCGGCUAUGGUCCCUGUCAAUGGUUUUCCAACAACGUCUGACUAUUUACUGAAAUCUGGCAAUGAGAACAAUACCCAGGCCUCCGUCCAAGAUGCAACCGGCCCUCCGGAGUUGACUAACUCGAAGCAAGAGGAGUUUCUGAGCGCACUAUCUAAAAGUCUUGAAUUCUUUGUGAACCGUAUGCAAAGUGAUAGUCAGCGUGACCGAAGCAUUGCCAAUGACACAACCGUACAAGCUUUGUUUCUCACACUGCACGAAAUGCACCCUGAGCUGCUGCGCCAAAAGAAAUCGAUGGAAGAAAGACGAGCUCAUUUUGAACGACUGCAGGAUAAGUUGACCCAAUUACGAGAGGCACGUGAAGCGUUGAAUGCCUUACGCGAAGAACACGCUUUACGGCGACAGUUGGAGGAACAAGAGGCGGCACGUCUUCGCCAGUUACAGAUGAUGCAAAAGUUGGAGGAGAUGCGCCAGCAAAAAAGGGACACGCUGGAGUAUCGUCGUCGCUUAGCAAUGGAACAGACAUUGCACUACCAACAACAGUAUCAACCGGAAGCACAGUCUGCAGCCUCCCGUCCAAUUGACCAAAUCACCGGUCUCCCCUUUAUGCCACCCGUCGGCUCCUAUGCUCCUCCAUACACCUUUUCGGACGCAAUGUACGCUAGUUUGGCGUCUACUCAGUACUCUUACCCUCCAGUCACUACUUACGGUGUCAGAGCUCCCGUCUCCGAGGCAGGCUAUGCCACUCGGGAUGUCGACAGUACGACAUAUUAUCAGAACCAGCUACCGCAGACACAGCACCGUCCCUACAUAUACAAUUACCCCCCUCAACCGACCACAGCUUUCUCACAUCCUCAUCCAACACCCUAUACAAUGCAGCAGCUGGAAACUGCCCUACCUACUUAUGCUGACCCAGCACAGCUAUAUCAACCACAGGCCCAAGGACAACCAUUUCAUUCCUCAAACCUUGCGCUAUCCGAUGCACCCAACCCGAUAAUGUUGCGAACACGGGAACCGCCAGCAACAGAAACUCGUGCGGCUUCUCCACCAUCGUCUGGUUCCUUUAUCUCAUGCCUUUCGCCUGGAUCAUUUAUUUACUUUGCGAUAAACUUCUUUCAAGGUUCAAUAUGA